AUGCAGGGCUGGCGGCCACAGGUCGCGGAGACGUCGCGCUGGAAGGCGCCCGUGGGCUUCGUCACCACGCCGUCGGGCAUGCCGAGCUCGGACUCGGUCGACCUGGACCCGCGCGAGAGGCAGGUCGUCAAGCUGUUCGAGGACACCCGGGAGUCGGUCGUGAACGUCACGCAGCUCAAGACCGUGCAGGACCGCCUCUCGCUCGACAUCUUCAACAUCCCCGCGGGCUCCGGCAGCGGCUUCGUGUGGAACAAGGGCGGCAACAUCGUCACCAACUACCACGUCGUCAGGGGCGGGUCGCAGCUCCGCGUGACGCUCCUGGACCAGACCUCGUACCCCGCGGAGGUCGUGGGCGUCGACCCCUCCAAGGAUAUCGCGGUCAUCCGCAUCAAGGCGCCGCAGGACGUCCUGGACCGCCUCAAGCCACUGGAGGUGGGGCGCUCCUCGUCGUUGCUGGUGGGACAGUCCGUCUACGCGCUCGGAAACCCGUUCGCCCUCGACCACUCCCUCACGGGGGGCAUCGUGAGCGGGCUCGGCCGCGAGAUCAACGGCGCGGGUGCCAUGCCCAUCCGCGGGGCCAUCCAAACAGACGCCGCCAUCAACCCUGGCAACUCCGGCGGCCCGCUGCUCGACUCAAAGGGCCGGCUCAUCGGCGUGAACACGGCGAUCCUCUCGGGUACCGGCUCGUACGCCGGCGUCGGCUUCGCGAUCCCCAGCGACACCGUCAAGCCGGUCGUGGAGCAGCUGCUCAAGUACGGGCAGGUGAUGCGGCCGUCGCUGGGGAUCCGCGUGGCGCCGGACGAGGCGCUCAAGGCGAUCGGGCUGCGCGGCGUGCUCCCGAUCGACGUGCCGACGGGCAGCCCGGCGGCGCGCGCGGGCAUGCAGGCGACGGUGCGGGACCGAAGCAGCGGCGGGCUUAUCCUGGGCGACGUGAUCGUGGCGGUGGACGGGAAGGAGGUGCAGACGAUCGGCGACCUGUACGACGUGCUGGACGGAUGCAGGGCGGGGCAGGAGGUGCGCGUGACGGUGCUGCGCGGGGCGGCGAGGGGCCCGGGGGCAGGCAAGCAGGUGGAACUCAAGGUGAAGCUGGAGGAGCGGGGGACGUCGGGGGGGUCGAUGUUCGUGGAGUGA
Molecule: messenger RNA, 1131 nt
Organism: Pedinophyceae sp. YPF-701
Lineage: Eukaryota; Viridiplantae; Chlorophyta; Pedinophyceae
Source: the annotation of a GenBank genome assembly